Messenger RNA from Tetrapisispora phaffii CBS 4417, 1887 nucleotides. RefSeq names its product Syo1p (gene SYO1). The transcript has a single exon. Gene Ontology annotation, biological process: ribosomal large subunit biogenesis; protein import into nucleus. NCBI's taxonomy places the organism in Eukaryota, Fungi, Ascomycota, Saccharomycetes, Saccharomycetales, Saccharomycetaceae. The record is from RefSeq and is a predicted model, not a curated record. Bases 1 to 1887 code for a protein of 628 amino acids.
AUGGGUAAAUCUAAAAAGAGAUCAAGAACAACUGCUAACCGUUUGAAUCCAUUACGAAAUGGUAAAAGUAAAAACGGUAACUCAAAAUCUGAUCUGAAUAAAGAUAAUGCUACUGUAACAAAGAAGAUUCAACCGCUGUUGAAACAAUUACAAUCUGCUGUGCCAAACGAUCGUUCCAUGGCUCUAUCUUCUGUAACUUUAUUUGCAGAAGAUCCAUACAUGAGAAAGUUACUAUUAAAAGAAAAGCUUGUCCAGAUUAUAUUAUCAAGAUUGUUAACUGAUUCUAACACUGAUAUCAUUGUAGAAUCAUUUGGUUUGCUGAGAAACUUAGUACUAGAAGAAGGUUACGAUAUCGCAACUCACCUAUGGAGAUCGAACAUUUGGAUUAGUAUAACGGACGGUUUUACUAAAGCUCAAAGUUCCUUGAAUUCUAUAAAUUCAGACACUUCAAAAACAUCAAAGGAAUCUAAAAGAAUGCUGUUUGACUACAUUGAUAAUUUAUUGUCUUUAAUUGUCGCAUUGGCUAAUGGUUCAGAUUCUAUAUUAGGUGAAAUUUUAAAUGAAGAUAAAUUAAAUCAAUUAUUUCAAAUUCUCAUCGAUUUACUAAAUUUUGGUUAUGAUAAAAUUCCAGCUAAUCUAUUUAAUACGAUUUUAGAUUUGAUAUAUGAUUUCAGUUCUGAGUCAUUUGAAUUUAUAGAAACAAUCUCAAAUAACAAUGUAUUGGGAGAAUUUAUUAAAGGUUUACCUGAAUUAAUGAAAACUUCAAAAGAUAAAAAUACAUUUAAUGAAUUGUCAGUUGUAUUAACACAAGGUAUAUAUUUACAAUUUUUGGAUACUGAUAUUAACACUAACCAAAUUACUGAAAUUGUUCAAAAUGUUUUGGAGGCCAUUAAUGAUGUUGAUUUGAAAAAUAUUAAAGAAAAUCUAGCGGUCUUAGAUAAUGAUGAAGAGUUAGCAAAAGCAGACGAUGCUGCAGUUGCAGAAAAGAUUAGAGAUUAUUCUAAGAAACGUAAUGAGGCCAUGAUGCGUUUGCAAAGUAUUGAGAUAGCUAUUGACUUGAUCACUGCUGUCAUUGAAAUAACAGCUACCUUAUAUGAAGAUAAAAGCAGCAACUUGCAAAUAUCCGACGACUUCAUGAAAGUGUUUACUGAUAUAUUACCACAUGUUUUCCAAACAUUAUCAGAAGCAUUUACUUCACGUAUUCUAAUUGCAUGGAAUAACUUACUGUGGUUAUUCAUUACUCUUGGUGUUAGCAUUUUUGAACUAUCCAAUAAUCAGUUUGAUCAAUUAUGGCACUUUAUUAUAGAUCUAGAAGAGAAACAAAAAGAAGACUUGGGAGUUAAGCUAGGUAGAUUAAGUGUCAUUUGGGCAAUUUUAAAAACUGUUACAGUUAACGAUAAAGAAACAAUUUCUCAAAUUUUAGAGAAAUUAAGCAUAUUUAAUAAUAUGUCAUUCAUUAAUACUAUUAUAGAAGAUUAUAAGUCUGCUCCUAAGGAGAUUUCUGAUAUUGAAGAAUGUAUUGAAUUAAAACAAAGAUACUGUGGUAUUUUAGGGACAAUGGCAUCUAUUCAAGGUCAAAUUUCAAUCAAUGAAAUAAUUGGUAAGUUCUUAUUAUCAGAACUAGCAUCAAAAGAAACACCAACGGUUUUACUAGUUGAAAUAACAAAUUUAUUAUUUGAAAUAUACCCUGAUUCUAAUUUUGAUUAUGACGGUCCGGUUUUCAUACAGCAAGGUUUCUUGAACAUCUUACGAGACCAGGUUGUUCCAAAUUUAAAGGCUCAAUUUAAAUUUGUUGAUAAAAACAAAGAUGAACUGUUAAAAGAAAAGUGUACUGAAACUUUUAAUAAUUUAAACAGUUUCAUUAAUUACAAAGCUAAUGAAAAAUGA